Molecule: messenger RNA, 939 nt
Organism: Nannospalax galili (Upper Galilee mountains blind mole rat)
Lineage: Eukaryota; Metazoa; Chordata; Mammalia; Rodentia; Spalacidae
Product: olfactory receptor 4D5-like
Biological process (GO): G protein-coupled receptor signaling pathway
Cellular component (GO): membrane
Molecular function (GO): olfactory receptor activity; G protein-coupled receptor activity
Source: RefSeq, a predicted model, not a curated record
AUGAACCCAGCAAACCAUUCCCAGGUGACAGCGUUUGUGCUCCUGGGGCUCUCUCAGGUAUGGGAGCUUUGGCUCCUCUUCUUCACUGUCUUGUCAGCUGUGUAUCUUAUGAUGGUCACUGGCAAUCUGCUUAUUGUGCCCAUCGUGACAUCUGAUCCGCGCUUGCAUACGAUGAUGUAUUUUCUCUUAGGCAACCUUUCAUUCCUGGACUUCUGCUAUUCUUCCAUCACUGCCCCGAGGAUGCUGGUUGACUUGCUCUCAUGCAACCCAACCAUUUCCUUCAGUUCCUGCCUGACCAGGCUGUUCUUUUUUCACUUCAUUGGUGGCAUCAAGAUCUUCCUGCUGACUGUCAUGGCAUAUGACCACUACAUUGCCAUUUCCCAGCCCCUACGCUACACACUCAUGAAUCACACAGUCUGUGGCUUUUUCAUGGCAGCCUCAUGGGUGGGGGGCUUCAUCCACUCCAUUGUACAAGGGUUGACUAUCCACCUGCCAUUCUGUGGACCUGACAAGCUAGAUAACUUUUACUGUGAUGUGCCUCAGCUGAUCAAAUUGGCCUGCACGGAUACCUUUGUCCUGGAGCUUCUGAUGGUGUCAAACAAUGGUUUGGUCACCCUCAUGUGUUUUCUAGUGCUACUGGGAUCCUACACAGCCCUGCUAGUGAUGCUCCGAAGCCACUCUCGGGAGGACCGUAGCAAGGCUCUGUCUACCUGUGCCUCUCACAUUGCUGUGGUGACCAUAAUCUUUGUACCUUGCAUCUACAUCUACGCAAGGCCCUUUAGAACAUUCCCAAUGGACAAGGCAGUUUCUGUGUUAUACACAAUGGUCACCCCCAUGCUGAAUCCGGCUAUUUAUACCCUAAGAAAUAAGGAAGUGAUCUUGGCCAUGAAGAAGUUGUGGAGGAAACAGAAGGAUUUUAUUGGUCCCCCAGAGCACUAA